AAAAAAAAGAAAGAAAAGAAAAAGAAAGAAAAGAAAAAGAAAGAAAAAAUAGUCGAUUGAUUCGACUAUGACGUUGACGAUGAUAUCUACUAACGUCAGUCCGAUAAAUCAACUGGUAGAGUUCAGUCUUCGUCUUAUUGGUCUCUGGCCAGGUUAUUCCUAUGUAAUAGUUCAUCGUUUUUUAUGGGUAAUAACCAUGUGUUUAAUAUUAUUCUUUCAAUAUUGGUACAUCGUUAUACAUUUGACGUCUGGCGACUUGCCAGAUCUUAUGGAUUGUUUGAGUAUAACAAUGUCGAAUAGCGUGUUUUUUAUUAAAUUAAUUAUACUCUGGAUGAAAAAUCGUAUCUUCGAUGAUAUUUUGAAAAUGAUGACCGAUGAUUGGUUGGAUUCUAUCGAUAAAAAGGAAAAUCAUGAAACGAUGUCUAAUAGGGUACAGUUGUCACAACGUUAUUCGAGAUUCUUCGUCAGUUCUUAUUCCAUAGGGCUUAUUUUUUUCUCAUCUUUCGCAUUGUUCACGCAAGAAAAACAGCUGAUACUCAAGAUGGAAUUACCUUUCGACAUUACGAAAUCACCGAUCUACGAAUUGGUCAAUAUCGUUAUAUUUCUUCAAGAAUUUAUGGCUACGUCUAUGUCAAGUAUGCUAAGUGCAUUACUUGUGACUUUGAUACUACACGUUGACGGUCAAGUCGAGAUAAUAUGUCAUCAAUUAUCAGAUAUAUCGUCGUUGAUUCAAAAAGGCAAAUCCUGUAGUAAGAUAUUAAAACUUUCGAUUUACAAACAUCAAAGGAUCAUCAAUUUUACGGAUAAUAUAGAAAAUAUAUUUACGUAUAUAGCACUUAUUCAAUUUUUAUCGAAUACACUUGUUAUAUGUUCUCUCGGAUUUUUGAUAAUUACGUCAUUAGAUUCCGAGCAAAGAAACGUAAUCUUAGCAAAAACUAUACCAUAUUACGUUCUUGCAAAUCUCGAAGCAUUUGCACUUUGUUACGCCGGUGAAUAUCUAAGUUCUAAGAGCACAGAUAUCGAGAGAGCAGCUUAUCAUUCAAAUUGGUACGAAUUGGAUCCAAGUGAAAGUCGAUUUCUAUUGCUUCUAAUGAUCAGAUCACAAAAACGAUUUGUCAUAACUGCUGGAAAGUUUAUGGAUUUAUCGUUGGAAGUGUUUGCAAGCAUGUUAAAAGCAUCUGGAUCAUACGUGUCAGUUCUUUACGCGAUGUAUUAAAAAUCCUUUUAAUUAAAACAACAUGUUUUCACAACUAUUGUGUAAUAUAUAAUAAUAGAAUCUUCG
Vespula vulgaris is the source of this 1282-nucleotide messenger RNA. Its product is annotated as odorant receptor 85c-like. Bases 68 to 1216 code for a protein of 382 amino acids. NCBI's taxonomy places the organism in Eukaryota, Metazoa, Arthropoda, Insecta, Hymenoptera, Vespidae. Gene Ontology annotation, molecular function: olfactory receptor activity; odorant binding. The transcript is spliced from 6 exons. The record is from RefSeq and is a predicted model, not a curated record. Gene Ontology annotation, cellular component: plasma membrane. Gene Ontology annotation, biological process: detection of chemical stimulus involved in sensory perception of smell; sensory perception of smell.